CUUAUUGAUGUUUUAGGUGUAUGCAAUGGAACUAAUGCGACGUGCGCGGGGUGUGAUGGCGUACCACACAGUGGUAAGGAAUUUGAUGCAUGCCGUGAGUGCGAUGGCGAUGGCUCAACUUGCACCGACAUCAUGAAAACUGAACCGAAGACCAUCUCAAGCUGCCAUCCUAAUGUUUUGGUAUUUGGUGCUGGUCUUAAUACUGGUGAUCACACAUUAUGCGUGUUAUACAACGACACUAGCGGGGAAAUGGUAGUCAACACCACAGGUAAUACAAACCCUUGACAUAAGCUUAUCAGUGCAGACAAUGCGAAAAGCGACUUGCUUUGUUACGUAGGUUGAUAAGAUGAACACAGAGUGGACUAUGAAUUUAAAAAAAAAGAUAAAUGAAGUGCUGAGCCUGUUUCACUAGCUGUAAUUCAUUGUGUUCACCAUUGUCAAAGUUGCAUAGCAAUAGAGAUUAAGAGUCACGUUUACGGCAAAACGACAAACUCAAGCUGACAAUUUCUUAAAAUAGAAAAUGAGGAGAUAAAAACGGUCUAAAAAAUUCUUAUGAACGAAAAUUGCGUGAAACUAAUUUUUUUAUAUAAAGUGUUGUGAAGUAUUUUGAAAGUUAUUUUUAAUACGGAUUUAUCUUAUAUUUUAAGUUUAGUUUUUGUUUCAUUAAGUCUUGUUUUUGUCCAAGUACUGUUUUCCUGUUUCGAUCUUUUGUUUUUACUUGUACUUGAAUUUAUGCUUAGCUCACGAAUUUACUUAUUGCCAUAUUAGGAAUUUUAUUCGCUUAGAACUGCCAGAUGUUAGUUUUCAGGUGGUCGUGUUUGUGGUGUUAGAGCUGACCUUCGUUCUUUGGUACUUAUCAGUUGCGGCUGUGUGUAGGCUAGUCUAUUCCCUAACAAUAGCAAACCUGUUGCAAUGUUAGCGAUAACAUAUACAAUAGAAACUCUUCCGGUCAGCUAACCCAAACAUGUCCAGCUUUGGCUUUUAAAACCGCUACUAUACUUGAACUAGUGGGAGAAGUAGAGUAGAAGUAGGAGAAGUAGAGUAAGUAGAAGUUGCAAGAAGAUUAAGAAGAAUAAGGGCCAAGAUGUAAAUCAGAUUCCUGGUACCUCACUGUGUAGCAAGCGAGUUGCUCGAAUACACCCCCACAUAUUUUCGUGGAGAACCCGGGCAACGAUCCCGGUACCUCUCGCAAAAAGGUUUAAGACAAGUAAGGGGAAAACUUGGUCACGUGGCACAAUUAACUAUUGCCAUUUACCGUACAGGUGACUCCCUAUUUAGUGUGUAUUGCCUUCGAAACCUGAAAACCCGCUCAACCAUAUGCAGCAAAAGGUUAAAAGGUCCUUAAAAUAUUACCACCCUGACCACAUUCCGAUCCUAGCGGGAGAAAUGAGAAAUGGAUGCAGAAAAUGUUUCAGCACAUGUUCACUUCUGUGAAAAACCACAUUAGCGUCUGUCGAUCAGACAGCAUUGAGAAAUCUUGCUGUUCUAGCUGUUGCAUUUCUUACAAGAAAUAUCGCCAAGAUAGCUACAAGACCUUCAGAGCGAGCAUACACUCUCCCCUUCCUAGAACAACAUAACACAAACUAGGAAGAAUAAAUCCAAAUAAAUUCUUGAUCCGUCUGCAGAUCCUUUUAGAUAGUAGAACUUCAGAACGGGUAUACACUUCCUCCUUCCUAGAACAACACAACGGAAACUAGUUCAAAAAAGGAAGAACCGAUCCAAAUAAACACUUAGCCUGUCAGCCAAUCAUAGAUCUGUUUACUAAGUAAAAUCACCAAUCAAAUGAAUUCUUGCAGUCUACGUUAAGUGCAUCUAAAUAAGCUUUAUUUUAACCCUUUGACUCUCAAGAUAGUAACUCUCCUUUCUGACUUGCUAUACAAUUUAUUGUACAUUGGUUAAGAGAAUUUGGGUUUAUAUCAAUAGCGCUUCCUCGAGCUGAUACAAUUGCCUAUUCUCAUCAUCUUUCUGCUGGACAAUGUAUUGAUAUUAUUAGGUAAGGUUAAUUAGAUGCUGAUCAAAUUACUUCUGGGAGUUAAAGGGGAAGGUGCGGUUUCAACAUAUGACAUUAAAGAAGUUUCAUUUCUGUUUCAGCAACUUCAACAAAUCUCACGCAUGCGCAAUGUGAAUUUCAACCAUGGGCUGAUUAUAUUCCUGGCAGGUAUAACCUAUCUGUUAUAAUAACACAGAGUGGUCAAGCAGACGUUAAAACCAACACAUCUCUUCAGAUUUAUUACUACAAUUGUACAGAUCUCUCGCUGACGGGUGUCGUACCAAACGAAGUUCUUCUGGAUGAGCUUCCUCGAUACGUCACCCUAGAAGGCAGCGGUUUCUUCGACUGGGAAGAGACAGUGUGUUAUUUUGGUCCCCACGUGACCACUGAUGUGGUCUUUGUAGACACGUCGCACCUUCAGUGUAAGGUAGGUGGACUUGCAGCUAUCGGGCAGUUUGUUUGUUAGUUAUUCAAUUUUAUUGUUGGCGGCAAGAGGAACCAGCAAUCAUUCUCGUCACCAUGCAGAGCCUUCAGAACUUAUCUCCAAGUUGCUAUGCAUGCACGGCACAUAUGUAGACCGCUUUGUUUGGGCUUCCACUAAGAAUGAAUGGAAUAGACAGAAUGAACAAACGCAAUCUGAUGAAACGGAUUUGAACUUUCUAUCAUUCGUAAUCUGAUCAUUCGUGUUUUGACUAUCCACCACCUGAAAGUUACGCAAAGUUCAGCGUUAGAGCAAAGCGUUUUGAAAUUCGAUAAUUGACGCCCGCACACCGUAAUAUUUGGUUAUUAUUCGUUCGACUUUGUUUUUUGAUCCGAUCGAAGUUACGAGAAAAAACUACCCAUUUAUAGGCCCUGAGGUUUUAGAACUCUCUAUGAUCUUCUAUAAAUGGUAAUAUAAAUUAAUUUGACAUGUCGGGCGAAAGGCAAUGAAAGCGUAAAGCGAUCGAGAGCAUUCCUGAAUAUUGACGCGAAAUGAGUGGGCGCUUACCUGGGAAAAGGGAAUCGCUGGACUCUUUGACAACCCGUGAAAUCAGUUUAACUCGAAGUUGUCGUAAUCUCAGUGCUUUAAUAAAAUGAGAAAUUUCGCCGGUCUAUUGAAACCGGUCGUUUGUACAAUAAAGCAAGUAGGACGCCAAGUGUUAUUUUUGUUGUAUAAAAAAAAAAUAAAAGAAUAAAUAUCAAACCACAAAUUGCUCUCUUCAAACUGUAAAUUAUAAAAGAUCCUGAGAGAAUAUUCAGUGUGUUAAGGAUUUCCCUGCUGUACUCUUAGCUCUAUACAACAGAGGAAGGGCGAUUCUUUUUUAACUUCCGUUUCGCUGACCCAGCUUUAGCAGAAAUCUCUCUGUAGUCGUUUUCGUCGACAAAACGAAUAGCAAUAUCGCCCUCCGCGUCUUCCGCCAUUUUGUUCUGCGUCAAUUCGUGAAGGACGCGUGGCUCUAAGCGUGGAUCAUCCACGCGGAACACAUUCGCGCUAUGUGAUUGGCUGUUGUCUAAUCCCCCUUGGGAUCUGUGGUCUUAAAAAUAACUAGAGACGAAUUACCUAUGGAAUAGGGUGUGUAUGGGAAAUGCCUUCUCUGUUCCCUUUAUCCUCUCUUGGUUAAAUUUCAUAUAAAUUUUCGGAAAAAUAAUGCUCACGACAAGCCGUUGUAAUUUCGAAAAGACUCAAGUUCCCUUAGGAUGACCGAACAGAUACAAAUUUUAUAGCGCCGCUUAGAAUACAUUUCUAUAGAUCUUUAAAAGUACUCUGGAUAGCCUAAAAAGUGUUUUCAAUGUAUUUAGGAGGAAACCAUCGGUGGGUGGCCCUUAUGUAGUGGGUUAACAAAAACACAGUAAUGGAAAUGGGACUGUAGACUGUUCCAUGAAGGUCAAAGAUACAGCCUUCUUACCAUUAUUAUAAUGAUGAUCAUGAUGAUGAUGAUGAAGCCGGUGUUGAAUUGGGGAUGUUAAAAGGAAUCAAGAAAAAAACAAUGAAAGANAUAAAUUUUCGGAAAAAUAAUGCUCACGACAAGCCGUUGUAAUUUCGAAAAGACUCAAGUUCCCUUAGGAUGACCGAACAGAUACAAAUUUUAUAGCGCCGCUUAGAAUACAUUUCUAUAGAUCUUUAAAAGUACUCUGGAUAGCCUAAAAAGUGUUUUCAAUGUAUUUAGGAGGAAACCAUCGGUGGGUGCCCCUUAUGUAGUGGGUUAACGAAAACACUGUAAUGGAAAUGGGACUGUAGACUGUUCCAUGAAGGUCAAAGAUACAGACAGCCUUUUUACCAUUAUUAUAAUGAUGAUCAUGAUGAUGAUGAUGAUGAAUCCGGUGUUGAAUUGGGGAUGUUAAAAGGAAUCAAGAAAAAAACAAUGAAAGACAAAACGGAGGUGUCAAUAUCAGUCGCUAGAUGCUUAACAUCGUUAAUAGCGCGACAGAUGAAAACUACUCAAAGAUGUCUAAAAAAUUCUGAUCUAUGGAUUGAAUUCUUAAAAUAAAACAUUUAUCCCUUAGAUCUCCUCUGUUGAUGAUUCCACCCAGUUGGAACUCUCACUGUCGAUGGAUGGUGGGCUGAAACAGGUUGGCCAUGUCAAUUUCACUGUGUACGACAGCGCGCCUAACGUGACUGCAACAAGGUUUAGCGAUACGGCCGACGAGAUUGAGGUUUACUUUGACAAAGAAGUCGAGUUUGCCGUUCAAGAAACCUGCGAUAAUUUUCUCGAAAGUGCGACUGUUUCUAAGUUAGGACAAGAUCCUAUUUGCUAUGUGCCUACAACGUUAGAAUUGGUGAUAAGUUUGGGAAUUGGUGCGAACAUCACGGUCGGCGACAGCUUGAAAUUUAAGAGCAACGUCUUCAAAGCUUUGGGUCAAAGCUUCGGACGAUUUCUCAAUGGUUCGUUUUUAAUUGCUCCGCCAUCGAUUCCAUUGGUACCCGUGGCUGAGGUGACAGGUAAGCAGUUAUAUCUGUGAGUUUUUUACAAAAAAAAAUCAAAAUACCACCAAUUAUUGGUGUCUGCAAAAUGGCGCCUUACAAAGGAGGAAGGGGUGGAUGCUACCUCCCCAAAGAUCCUAUUAAUUUGUGUAUUAUGAUAAUUUUUAUGAUUUUUUCUACCGUCGGAUGCUUCGACUUUCAUCAACCAUUCCAUGUUUGUGACAUUCUCUCUUUUGUUUGGCUUUGUAAAUGGAGAAUAAAAUUGACUAAACUGAAACUAAGCUUACAAUCACCUGUAACAUCGUAGAUUUUCCAAAUCACCCUGAAAGGGUCUUAAAGGUGUUUAUUAAAGGGCGCUUUCCAUUUGUCAGAACUGACCGGCCAGACUCUUCCCGUCGUAAUGAGGAUUUCACUAUUAAUCAAAACUAUCCAGCCAGAUCAGUCAAAUCCUAAACAGUGUGCAGGAAGGAGAUAGUUUUUCAGCAAAAACCUUCGGAAAAAGCCGAAUUCAUUGUUAAAAUGACUGGUCCGGCAAUGGUCCGGCCGGCCAGUUCUAACAAAUGGAAAGCGCCCUAAGAAUUGGUUUUUAAAUUUUCUAAGGGGAAAAAGUGCUUGAUGCUGGCUUAAAUGGGUGUGGUCCUGGCUUCCACGAUUGUAUCUAAAAUAUAAGAGUAGGAAGAUUAUUCUCCCCUUUUUAUCUCAGGUCUGUGUUAUGAGAUAAAACAGUAACAAAAGCAGCAAAGCGUUUAAUUUAAAAAGUUCAGGUGCAACGGAAAGAUACUUCACUGCAUCCACAUCUCACAGUCUUUGUUAACUUUGGGCAUAAUCUAAGAUGAGAAAAGUAAAAAUAUCAUUAACACUUUGCAAGUAUCUUGUAACUAAACUGUUCGUGAUUUUGAUUGUUAACUACCUUUUUGUUGAAGGUCCUGACACGAUUUCGUCUUGUGGAAAUCUUACUCUUUCUGGUUUCCAGUCUUUUGGUGGUGGUGGUCGCCAAAUGAAUUUCGAUUGGUCCUUGGUUUCACCAACUUCAGGAAAUGACGCAACCGAUAUCAAUAACAUUCUAAAUGCACUUAGUCCAAACGAUGAUCGCAUACACAUUCCAGGCACAAUAUUAACAGCUGACAAGACUUACGAAUUUAGCCUUGGUGUGGCUAACUUCCUGGAUCCGGCGAGCUUCCAAACUGUCAGGCAUUCAGUGGUAAAGGCUGCUGAACCCGUUCCAGAAUUAACGCUGAGCUCAUCUGUUGAUCUUGAUCAAACCCCAGCUGUAGUUUAUGUUUCUGAAGACCUUUACAUAAAAGCCCAGGCUGUUGUAAGUGUCUUUAGUUAUAUUAUCAUAAUUAUAAUUAUCAUCGUUCCUACCAUAUUAUUACCCCUUGUCAUAAAUUGCAAUUAGAGCAAUUGAAAGUAAACCCGAAAAAAAAACUUCGGGACUUCAACGGGAUUAGAACCCGUGGUCUCUGCGUUAGCGCUGCAGUGCUCUACCAUCGGAGCCAUACAUUGGGAGCAGGGCAAUUAGGUUAGUUCUUAAAUUGCAAUUGAUCAUAAAUUGCGAUGAUCAUAUCUUAAUUUAAAAUCAUUCUGUUUUUGUUUUUCUUCUUUGUCUGUUUUAAUGUUUUUCUGUUCAAAAUCUCCUAAUCUUGGCCUAUUUUUCUAUUUGUUUCCGCCGGUAGCUUUACUGUUAUUUCUCGUUCUCGUUUGGUGUUUUUAUCUUUAACUUAUUUCUCUUUUACCCCUGCUAAAAAGCCCCCAGUUUUCCUUGAGCCCAUCUAGAAUUCACAUUUUCUGUGCUUAUUGGCAGUAAUUGUUUCCAUCUUUAUUUCACAUAUUUAAAGGAGAGGGACCCCAGGCCCAGGGCGGGGGGGGGGGGGGGUACUCCGGAUUUAAAAUGACGGGGAUGAUCGAAGGAUUUUGGGGGGUUUGAAAUUUUCGAUUCCAGGAUUUUUUGGGGGGGAAGGAAUAUUUAGCAAGUAUUUUUUCGGGUGGCAUGAUUUAAGUAGGGUUUUUUUUGGAGUGUUCAAAACAAUCUGAAGAUUCGUGGUUGUGCCCGCGUAUCCAGCCGCGAACACGAACAUUCAAUUUCGAAUUAAUUAUAGAAAAAAAUUUGACACGAAAAAAUCGUCAUGGGAUUUUUUUAUUGGUUAAUUUUUUGGUCCAGGAAUUUUCUGGUUUUAGUUGAAAGCCCUAGAGAUUCCUUUGGGAUUUGAUUUUUGCACCCAUUUGAUCAUCCUGAUCACUUGAAAACCGAAGUAUUCCCCCGGUACCCCGGGGGUACUCAAUAAAGUUUCAUCGGCGUUAAAAAAAGGGAAUUAAUUCGGUGCACCCUAUACUACUGAGGCCCAAUCCCUUAACCUUUUAUUGUCAUUUUUGACGGAAAUAUAUGGUACACCUGUCACAUGUCUAGUUUAAAACUUUGCAUCCAUUUUAAAUGCUGUAAACAAGAAUAACUCGCAAAACUAGAAACAGAUAUAAAAUCAUUCUGUAGCCCUUUUAGGUCAAUUUACAGACCAAAAUAACUGACAUCCCAACCGUCAACUAGUAAAAUCCCUACCCUUUCAUACCUGAAGCCAGAAAAGGUAUCCCUUUCGGCCGGAGCCUCACCGUAUAGGCCAUUAUUUUUUCAUCUAUAAGAUUACAAAGAUUUUUUAAGGUGGCUCCCACUUCUCGUAAACGGAGAGCUCUACUCGAGGCAACGAAAACCGUUUUUAACUCCCCACUUGCAAAAAUCAUUUCUUUUUUAAUUCAACAAUUUCUGUAAUUCAGGUUGCUCCUUGUGCAAACGACACUAAAAUCAACUUCUUGUGGACUGUAACAUGCUCUGAUGCAACCGCACAACGAAAUGUGGAGGAGAGCUCCUCCUUUCAGUUCACUAAAGAAAAGGCCACUGUCAGCAUAACUAAAGGUGUAUUGACUGCUGACGUCACUUGCACUUUUAACUUGACUGGAAGUAUGAACUACAACCCGAGUAUCAAGAGUUCAAUCGCCGUGGACAUCAAAGCACUGCCCACUCCUCUUGAGUCAGCUAUAAGUGGAGGUAGGGUAAAACUUAAAAGAGAUUUUAUUGAAGAAAGCCUACCAAACUAGAAAAGGUGUUCAUCCCAAUCAAAAUGAAUGUUUAAAAGCAGAUAGGCUCGCCAAUAUACUUCACACUAAAGCGUCCAAUAAGAUUCGUUUACCCACUUGAUAUGAAGUGAAUAUUACUGAAUACUUCAAGAUAACCAAUACAACAGAUUGUCAAUAAUACCAAUAUCACUGACUCUAUACUGCCGUGAAAUUGUGUUGGUAGUAUAAAGAGCUUAAGAUGUCACGAAGGCGACAAAACAACAACUCUGCAGGUCCAUCACACUGUUUCUUCCCCGUACGAGUACGACUUGACUUUCCCAAAUUUCAUGUUUACGCUUACCUGAUACCUUAAUAUAAGUGCUACCUCUAGUGCAAGUGAGAUAACCGUUAAGCUGAAGGUAAUUUAAACCCAUCGGCUACCUAAAAGUGGUUUUACGUAUCUGCCGUUUAACCGGAAAACAUAACUUGCACGUGAGACAUCCUUGAAGGUAUCCGGUUAUCUUAAUGGACGACUACUUUAAUUCUUUUAUGUCCUCUAAACCUUGAAUACGGUCCUUGAAAAUGCGACCCUAACAGAAACCGAUGGCAUUUGAAAAAAAAAAGUAAAAAUAGUGAUCCUGAAGUGUUCAAAAAAAGCGCAGAUUCACUUUUUCCUGGUAUCUUAAUGCCCCUGAUGUUUCUAACAGUUAGUGAAACAUACUGCAAUGAGCAAUGUUUGUUACAACUAGAAUCCACCAGCCGGUCGGGGAAAAUAAGAAAAGUAGGGAUGGGAUCCCGGAGGAAGAGGGGUGUGGAGGCGGGAGAGGAAAAGACAGGAGUUGAGAGUUCUAAAAGGCUGGGAAGCUAAAGAAUAGUGGGAAAUUAUUCAACACUACUUAAUACUUCGUAAUCGAAGAAGGCUAUGGGGAGGAAGCCAAGACAAAAAAAAGCGAAAGCCGGGAAUGUAGGGACCAAUUUCUCAGUUGAGUGCGGUUUCCCAACACGAUUCAUCUUUAUACUGUCAUGGAUUAUCUUGUGUCGACGAUGCAAAUUCUCUAACUGGCUUAAAGUGGGAGCCUCGUGUAAACGACCACCUCUGGUAAACUGACGGUUUUAGUUUUUGCCCUAUUCUAAGCAAUCACCUGAUACAAAUCUUUGAUCUCUCUGUUGUAAGAACUACAAAGCUCUGAUUUUCUUGUAUUGUAACCUAAAAAUAUCCAUGCAAUACAUUGUCUCCAAAAAGUAGGUACGUCUAAAAGACCUCCUGUAGUUUGACUCUUGCAUAAAUAGACCAUCUGCAGUAGGCGACUGAAGUAUAAACUCGGAUUAUAUUUUGGAUGGUAGCUUACGGGAGGUUUGACUGUAUUUCAAGCUAAGAAAACUUCUUUUCAUGACAUUUUAAGGUGAUCGACAGAUUGGCCGUAGCAGCGGGGCAAUCCAAUUUGAUGUUCUCACUAUUGACGUAGAUGGAUCAAGUCUGAGUUUAACGUGCAACUGGCAGUGUGCAAUUCAAGAUGGCGGAUUUUGCUACUCAGAAAUAAACAGAGGAAACCUGAUAUUUUCAGACCUUUCUGGAUGUAGAAUUGACGUGCAGAGCAAUCAUUUUAGAGCGGGAGAAACCUAUACCAUCAGGUUGGUCCCACCCAGAAAAAAAAAACAAACUAUUAAUUACAUUAGAUGAUUCUUCAACUCGUUAGUAAUUCACAAAGAGAAACUUCAGUUCGAUAUCAGAUAAAAUUAUCAUUAAAAAACUUUUAAUUUGAGAUACUAUAUCGAAGUCGGUUUAAAUAAAUGAAACGUUUGGCUACACCUAGUUUUUUAAACCAGUUACUGGUGUCUGGAUAUCAGAUGUUAGUAAAAUUUAACUAGUGGUCUAUUAUCAAUACUGCGUUUUGAUUGGUUGAGCCACCACUAGGCUGUAUGUUAUGGCCCACUAGUAGCGAGAAGCGCCGGCUUUGAAAACCAAAACAGUGGUGGCUGAAUCCCGUUUUGCUAGCUAAAGUUGUUUUGUCUCGAUAGUUUUGACCAGCUAGCUGGAUUUUACUAAAACAAUUAUUCCUCUCUCCCUCAUGGCCUCUGAAGCAAUAGCCCAUGAGGCCGAAGGCCGAAUGGGCUAUUGACUCAGAGCCCAUUCGGGCUCGAGGAAUGAUUGUUAAAAAUAUAGCGUCUUGUUUUGACAUAUGAGAGGACUAUGAACUUACUGAACAUUUUUAGUAGGUUGUUUGUAGUAAAGGGAACAUUUUACAUUGAUUUUACUGUUACGUAGUAACAAACAACAAAUGAAACAGUAUGAAAGUAUAAACAAAGUUACGCCCUAUAUAUACAAAUGCCUGAACAAACUUAAGAAUAAUGCUUAGCGCCAUUUUCGAACGAAAACCAAGUCAAACAAAUAUGUUAGGCUACAAUUUCAAAAACAUAAAAAGCAAAAAAUUUCUGCGCUGUCUGGCAUUCGUCCAACACAGACAUACAGCUGUGCGGUUGUGUCGCAGACUGUCCCACAUCUUUAAGGUUUAUAUGAGACCAAGUUCGGGCUCGUUCAAAGGUUAAAUAGCGCUAUCCACACUAUCCAGGGGAUAAUUAAUGAGUAAACCAACUACAUUUUAUCCAUUGAAAGAGACGUAUCCAGAGGAUAGCGUUAUCCACCUGUCAAACAACUUGGGCCUCAAUUUCCUUCCUCUUUAGUGUGGAUGUAUCCAAGGGCUCUCGUACUGCCUCAGCAUCCAUAUCGCUGACCGUGGUGGAAGGAAAUCCUCCGCUUGUCUGGAUGGGAUCAGGAGCUCCAUCUAUCAAAGUUUCAGAAACCCAGAAAGUUGUUCUCAACGGAUUUUACAACACUAGCAUUCAGCCAGCCAAAGUGGAAUGGAGCUGCAUACGACAGCAAGGUUGGUAGGCAUUUUCAACUUAAUUGCUUUCGAUUUAGUUGAAAAGUAACAAUCUUCAUGUCAAUUGCUUCUACUUCUGCAGUGAAAUAAAAGAAAUUCUUCAUCAUAGGCAAACAAGUUAUUGCCAGUUUGUAACUAAAAAGUAAAUUAAAAGUAAAUACAAUUAAUUUUUUUAGCAUAUAAAGAUGUAAAUACAGUCGAAGCUCUCCUUGCGACAACUCUCGUAAGCGACCAGCUCUAGUUGCGACCACCUCUGUGACACCCCAUUUAAACUGUGACUUAACUGCUUUUUAAUGAAAAGCUCUCGUAAGCGACCACUUCCGCAAGCGACCGCGACCGCGACCACUUUUGGGAUUACCCAACUGGACUUUUCCUCUUUUUAAGCUCUCGUAAGCGACCACUCGAGUUUAGCUUUGUCUAUAUCAGAUAUGAAUUCAAAGAGGACAGACGGAAAAUUGUUGUUGCUCGAAAUAUCUAAACAUGAAUUAAACUUUAAUUUAAUUUAGUAUCAUUUAAUUUCUUUAGUUUUUUUUCUCUAUAAAUUAUGAAUAAUUUUUUGAAGCUGUCGUGAGCGACCACCCUCUAUUGUUUUACCAUGCGGUCGCUUAUGAGAGCUCAUUCACGUAAGCAACCAGCUCUAGUUAGGACCACAUUUUCGAAUUCCCGAGGUGGUCGCUUACGAUAGCUCAGGGUUGUUUUCACCCUACUUCCCCUUUCCCCUCCCCCUCUUCUCUUAUUUCUUCUUCCUUAUCGCUCCAGUGCCGUGUCAAAAAUUUGAAACACUCAUUUAUAAUCUCUCUAGUUGAACAAAUACCCAACUGAAUAACCUUGCUUUAUUUGCCUUUCCCCUAGGCUUUGCUUAUGUAAAUUUGAGUGGCUUUACGUUUUCCAACGAGUACUUUGCUGGCAAAGAAUCAUACGCGUUGCUGAUAAUACCCGGGGGUGUUCUUAAAAAGGGGUCAAAGUAUAAAUUUCAGUUGACAGUAAAUGAUGGCAGUCAAGAUGGUAAAGCAUCUAUGGUGGUGGAAGUCAGAAAAGGCCCCGCGUCUGGAUCGUUGACUGUUAAUAAAAAUAAUGUGGAAGCCCUGUUUCAGGAAAUUACAAUAUCAGGUAAUAACAAAUUUUAAAAAAAUCAGAAAAAAAUAUAAUUCUGGUCAUUAUAUAAGGACAAGCAGUAGUGUGGUCCUCUUUUAGGUUCUUCUAGAUGUCCUUAUUAUUUGUGUUAGUGUAUAAGUGAUCACAUCAAAAGCUGAAAAAUGUCCAGGAUUUAAAUAGGGAAGAGGGGCAUGAACCUAGUCGAAAAAAUCCCUCUAAACUAAAUAAAAUGCAAUAAUAAUCUUAACCUAUCUGGUUAUUUGACACUAUACAUACAUACAUACAUUCUUUAUUUAAGGGUUAUCAUAAAAAUAAAAUACACAAAUACCCUGAAAAGGAAGUAAAAGAGGUGACCCUAUAUGAAUGAACUUCGUAAAAAAUAAAAAUUAAAAGAUCAAAACAUAGUCUCAGAGGAACAAAAAUUCACAUAGAAAAAGAAUGAAAUUAUGAAACACACAUAUCUGAUUUAACAGCAGCUUUAAGACGUCUUAAAUUUCUAACCUCCACAACGUAGCGGGGCAAAUUGUUCCAUUCGCGCACGAUUAAAACCAUUCCAUACCCUAGAUAACGAAUGAUUUUUGCUGGAAUAGAUAUACACCUUACAAAUGUUAGCAUCAUUUUAACAACCUAUGAGGUCAAUUUCAAUUUUCCUUACUUUUGAUUCAGCUCCCCGAUGGACAGUUGAAGCAGACGCUAAACCCCUCCGGUACUCUUUCGGAGAGAUAGUAGAUAACGUUUGUGAGGUUUGGGAACCUCCGUCGGAUACACCCGAAUGGACGGGAGUUCUGCCAGCUGGUAAUGAUGCUAAUAAUAUCCUUACCCUGUGCUUGAUCGUCGAGGAUAAGUUUGAGUCAUUUACCGUGAAAACGAUCAACAUCACGUCGAAUCCACCGAAUGCGGCUGCUCUGUCUUUGGACGCUCUUGAUGGCUUAUUCCAAAAUGAUGUCCAGGGCCAGCUGCAAAGCGGCAAUGCAGAUAAGGCAUUGAGUUUAGUAAUAAUCAUUUCAGCCACUGUGCAAGACUCUAAUGAGACUACAGGUGGGUCACGAUAAAAUGUUUUUGACCCCAGAAUAUCUAUUGAAAUAUUUGCCUUUGGAAUAAGAGCCAUCUUUUAAAGAAUACGAAAUGACCUUACGAACAAAAAGAGUCAUUGUGACGCUAAAAAAAGGACGGAGAGCUACACAAUCCAAAUGGGAAGACUGGCUGUGUACGCAUUAAUCUGACACAGCUGUCAGAGAUCUAGAAACUAUGUCUUGUUAGCUCCUAGGGCCACGCAAAUGUUUCUUCGAUACUGCUUUACCUAGAGCUUAUGAAAGGCCCAGACAAUGUUGGCUUCCCUUGACAUUCAACUUUCAAUAAGUUCUUUUUACCCCAAGGCAUUCAGCUCGCGUACCUUUAAUUUACAAAAAUUAUCACCAAGCGGUUAUAUUCGCAGGGACCUAUUCUAGGGAGGAAAAUUUCUUUGUAAAAUACAUUCAGUUUAUAAUUGGAGGAAGAGAUUAUACCAGUCGGGCAUUGUCUAGACAUUCCUGAGAACACUGUUCCCUUUGAAAGUGCCAAUUUAUCGGUUAGAUAUAGCGCUAUACAACAGCAUUUCAUACUGCAGCUCGACGUUAUCAAAAGCUAACGACUAAACAAUGACGUCCUAAUUUUUCCUUUAAUUAUCCGGCGUUUUUUCGGGAGAGUUUGAAGGUGGGAGAACCAAAUACAAUUUCCGGGCGGCUUAUGUUCUUAGGGGCUUAUCGUAGGACUUUUUAGUUUUUCGAAUUUGAGUGGUUUAUUGAUGGAGGGUGUUAUCUUUAAGGAGUGUACAGUGUAUAAAGCUCUCAUCUUUACAAUACGCUUGAAAUUAAUCGUUUCAGAUGAGCUAAAGCGCAACGUCUCUCAAAAGACUCAAAACUUCGUUUAUGAAUUUGUGAGCACUUCUAUCGUUGUUAAAGGCAACGCUGGUCCACUUUUACGGGCGUUAGUUAAUACCGAUGCUGCGGCAGCUCAAAACAGGUAAGAGAAAGAGUGUAUGAGAUACUUAGCAAGAUGAUAAUCCACUUAAAUUACGUGUUAUUGAAUUUUCUUUCCAGUAUCAUAAAAUUCGAGACAAAUUUAUUUAUUGGUUAGCUUUCUGCAAAGUGUACUUAGUUUUCUGCGCAUACACAGAUAUAGCAUGGUCGAAUAUAGUGAAAUGGUUAUGAAUUCCGCCAAAUCCUUUGUUGUAUGUUUUUGUGGACUUGAUGGUGCACAAAGUUCAAUAGCAUUCCUAUCAUAUUUCAUCGUAUUGACCGAUAAAAACGUAGCAUUAAUUUAUUCCGUGACAAUUUGUGAACAACAGAAAAAAAAUUGUGAACCGUCAGAGAGCUUUAAACAUGAACAGCAGCGGCCUUGUUGUUUACCGCCUUUCAUGAUAGACCAGUGCCCUCUACCAACUAUGGCUGCAUUGAUCUAAAAUUUAUGAUUGGAUUGUUUUAGCACCAACAUGGCUGGUACUUUAGUGAAGAUUCUAGAUGGGCUCGGGGACCAGUCUCUUAAUGACAAUCAGGCGAACAAUACUAUGGGCUGGAUUGGUUAUCUUGUUGGAGAUUCACUUGACGACAAUGAUGAGGAGUUUCAGACCGUGAGUGUUUGUUAUGUAAUCCUCUUUUAAACCCCGAGGGGCUUAUUUAUUUCAAACACGUUUAAAGGGAGGGGGCUUGAUAGAGACGAGGGGCCUAUUUGAGAGGGGGGUUUAUUUUAAUUUAGCGAAGAUGGUGGUAUCAGUUCUCUAUAAAGAACUAGAAUGCAAUGUGGAAAAGCUCAAAUACAAGAAGUUGGAGGUCAUGCAGCCGAGGAUCAAAAACAAAUCCGAACUUCCAACACGAGAACAAACCAUCUCGGAUCAGUUAAAAUGACGUUUUGCAGUCAUGACUGAGUAAUACAGUCAAUCAUUUAUUAGUGAAGAAUAAUAAGGGGGAGGGGUUUAAAAGAGAGAGGUGGGCUUAUUUACUUUCUUCCCCUGAAAAGGGGGCUUACUAGAUAGGGGAAGGGCCUUAUUUGAGAGAGGGAGCUUAAUGUAGGUUUUACGGUACUUUAUGGAGAAGUAAUAAAGAACACCAUGACUGAGCACUUUACCUAAUACGGUAUAUGUAAGUAGCCUCUCAACUUUUCUUAACUUAAAUGUCUCUUUCAACGCCCAUGACUGUCAAAACACCAGAUAACACACGGCCAAUAAAAUUUUUCCUGAUCGGAACUCUAGCAAACACAUACCCCAUGAUGUUGUAACCUGGUGGCAACCUAUGCUCACAGUCAUGAUGACCAGUAUGCCAAAUUGGUUUCAGCUGUGAAUUGUUCCACAAUUUCCCAAGAGUUGAAAUUAAACUAGUUAGCGAUCUAUCAUAAACAUGCAGCAUGGAAAUACAUGUAUAUUGAUGAAAAACCUUAAAGAUAGUUUAGUACAUCUGGUGUACUAAAAGAGAGUCCUUACGGUAUCUGAGACUAUGUAAAUGUUUAGGUUAUUUGUAUACUAUUAAGCAAACACACAUUCUAGGAAAUUAAAACCCAGAAACUCAGGUCAGUCUGCUGUAGAUGUGACAUGGUUCUUAAUUGAGAACCCUCAGAAAAUCCAAGAAUAAAUGUAAACAAAGUCUGUUUCGUCCUGUCAGAAUAUAAUUGUUGCCUUAGAUGGACUAAGGGUAAACUUAGAAAGUCUCUUUCCCGGGGUCUCUUUCGUCCUUACAGAAUAUAGUUACCGCUUUAAACGAACUGGGGGACAAUUUGGCAGUCGACUUAGUUCUCGGCGAUCAACCUAGGGAAGUAUCUGAUGAGCGGGUUGGAGUGGUCAGUGUACAGGUCACUAGUCUACAAGCUGAGCUUCCAAUAAGCAGCAAACCCGGGGCUCCUACACUUGAUCCAGGAGAAUCGUUGAAGGAGUUUAGUGCCCCAAGGAGGUGUGGGGAUGGCAAAACCUGUAGCGGAGUCCUUGUAAAACUGGUACAUUACAAGUAUAAUUUGAUUACUCCAGACGCAAGCAAACAGGAUAGCCAAGUGGAGAUUAUUUCAUCCUUGGUAUGACCACCUGCACAUUUUAACAUGUAUUUACUUUUAUCUAGGAAAUCGUGCAGAAAGCCCAUUGCUCUCGGGACAUCGAAUACUAUGUUCGGGUCCCAAAAACUAUUCGCCAUUUACAGAUUGCUGUACCAUCGGAUAUUUUUUUUCACAAAGGGCAACACCGGGUGAAUGAGCAAAGGAUCAACUUCCCGUUGGCCGUCUUUGAUGCUUAAGCUCCCCUCAUGAGCUAAUUAUUGCCAAAUUGCUUCCAAAUCUGCUGAUUCGCAGAUUAAGAAUAAUUAGUUAUGUCUCUGCAUUCUGUGCGAUGAAGAAAAGUCAAAAUUAAUUUCUAAUAACUACGCCAAUCAAAAGCUAACUUUGGAGAACUACUUUAAUAGAUGCAAGGUCUUGAAUUUUUCUGAUCUCCUCCCGAAGAUUAUUUCACGGUUUGGGAGCAUCCGACUGAAAGGCUCGGUCACCAAGCGUAGGCAGGUAUAAUCUUGUACCCAGACCUCACUUUGUCUUACGGUGAGACUUGGGCAAGAGAUUAGGACAGGCAUCUUUUGUUGGGCUCUUAUGACAGAUUAGAAGCUGAUGGUUGUUCAGGAAUCACUCAACUGAUGCAUACGACCUUUUCUCUUGAUACACUUUUUUUUUCAUGGAAUCUUAAUAUGAAUCGAAGUUGUUGUUGUUGUUGUUUUAUUUUCACGCACUGUAAUAAUCAAUCAUGUUAAAUGUUUCUUUGCAGGUUAUUAAUUUUGUAUUAAGUGACCCAAAUACCAAAGUAAAGCUCACAAUCAGCGGUCUGGCCAACCCACUCCAACUGAAAUUCUCUGUUGGCGAUCCUCCUGCUGGUAAACAGGCUGCAUGCAAAUACUUUAAUGAAACACUCAGGAUCUGGAAGUCAGACGGUUUGGAGGCAGUAGGACCUGUCAAUGGCACUUUAACUUGUAAAUCAACCCACGCAACUGUCUUUGCUCCGUCCAACGAUAUAAAGAACGCUAGUAAUGCCACGACUACGUUGCCACCUCCUACUACUGUUGAAGGUGAGACAUAAACACGUUACAUCUUACGUUGGGAACUAUAUACGUACGUGUACAAAGGCUUUUGAGGCUGCUACUAAGCGAACAUCCUUGUAGGAGUGAUAAGACCACAACUAUAUGUUUAAUAUAGUCGCAUUUCUAAUAUUCAGUGUCCUGCUUAACUGCAAUGUGGUGGAAAUGGAUAUCACUGAAAUACGGAGUAAAUCACUAGGUCGUUCUUUCCCACAGCGAACCGUGAGGCCCGUACCAAAAUUAUGACUUCAAAAUUGGCAUCACAAAAUCACAACCAAGGAUUAUAUCCUUAACUGUGAAUUGCACUUCACUCAGUCCUAUUACUAUUACAAACUAAAAAAUAUUUUUCUUUGGAUUUGCUCUAAAGUACAUGAUGUUAAGAUUAUGAUGUUGAUGAUGAUGAUGACGAUUUCUGUUUAUUAUUAUUAUAAUGGCUGUACAAACGUCUGGAUGCCCAGAGUAAAAAAUAAAAGCUUUGGCUGGGCGCCAAACCGUAACCAGCCGCAGCAUCGACUAAAAUUUAUAGUAACAAUUACACACUAAUUAUAAUUUCCGCAAAGAAAAUAAUAAAUAAAAACCUGGGUAAAAAUGAUUUGAUAAGAGUGUCAUAAAAACUGAAUAAAUAAAUAAAUAAAAACCUAAAAGCUUUAUGGACGUCUUAAUUACAAAAUGAAAAUGUUCGUAAGUUUAAACCUAUCGUUCAUAUAGCUGUCCAUUUAAUUAUGGGAACGUCUAAGGUAUGUAAAUAAAAUUUCGAUAAUGAACAAGACUAAGUAUCUGUUAAAAUAGGUGUCUAAAAAUCCUGUAGAUAUCUAAGCGCUCAGCUUGAACAUUCUAGCAAUGUGCAAUGAACUAGACAGAAUUGCCUUUUGCAUUUGGCGCAUAAUUGAUUCACACUUGUCUCCUACAAGCUCUUUAAUAUUUUUCUCAACCUCUUUCGAACAGCCCCCAAGGACAUCUAUGAUGAUGUUAUACUGAUUGACCUUGUACUCUAAAUCAAGCUUAUUAUUAUUAUUAUUAUUAUUAUUAUUAUUAUUAUUAUUAUUAUUAUUAUUAACUUUAUUGUUCGUUUGCUAUUUUUUUCUUUGUUACAGCACCAGAAACGAAAGCAGAGAAGGAUCACACAGGCGCCAUAGUGGGUGGUGUCCUUGGAGGCUUAGCGUUCAUUGUCCUUGUUGUUCUUGGUAUUUGGUGGUGCUCUAAGAAAAAGGCCAAAAAUACCGGGAGGAUAUCUCCAGAA
This is a messenger RNA of Porites evermanni, 18226 nucleotides long. NCBI's taxonomy places the organism in Eukaryota, Metazoa, Cnidaria, Anthozoa, Scleractinia, Poritidae. The record is from the annotation of a GenBank genome assembly.